AUGGCUGCGGAUGCUGCGGAUGCUCGCUGCAGCAUCCUGCAUCCUCCGCCUCGCCUCCUCCUCCUCCUCCACCUCCACCUCCUCCUCGUCCUGCCCUGCUGGCUGCCGGCGCCGACCUCCGCGCUGCUCGGCGUCCGGCCGGAGGACACCCGGAGCGGGGAGCUGUCCGUGCAGGACGGCGUCCUGAGAGCCACGGAGGGGACUCGCUUCGUGCUGAGGGUGUACUACUCGAACGGGAGCGAGGCGGCGGCGGACUCGGCGCCGUGGAUCGCCUUCGUGGAGGAGGACGGCGGAGGGAGGACCGGCGGGAACCCGUGCGCGGAGGAGAACGCCCGCAGCUCUGACAUUGAGCUGCUGGGCUCCUCCCGGUCCGCGUCCAGCCACAACUCGGUGCUGGUGGAGCUGCUCGCCAAGCACCUCCGCCGGGGCGAGGCGGUGAAGUACUACUCCAUGUGCGCCUUCGACGGCGUCAAGUGGCAACACUUCAGCACCAGGGACUUCUGGCUGGCGGUGGUGGAGAGGCCGGCGGAGGCGGACGCCUGGCUGCAGGCGGGGGUCUCCGUGCUCCUGCUGGGGCUCUCCGCGCUCUGCAGCGGGCUCAACAUCAGCAUGCUGGCCCUGGACCCCGUGGAGCUGCGGGUGCUGCAGAACAGCGGCACGGAGAAGGAGCAGAAGUACGCGCGGAAGAUCGAGUCGGUGCGCAAGCACGGCAACUACAUCCUGUGCACGGUGGUGCUGGGCAACGUGCUCACCAACACCUGCUUCGUGGUGUGGAUGUGUCAGAUCCUGGGCAUGACCCUCCUCUCCACGGCCUCCUGCACUUUAGGGAUAUUCUUCAUCGGGGAGAUCCUGCCUCACUCCGUGGCGUCCCGGCACAGCCUGGCCAUCGCCUCCAAGACCCUCUGCGCCACCCGGCUCCUCAUGCUCCUCUUCCUCCCCAUCGCCUACCCCGUCUCCAAGAUCCUGGACUUCCUUCUCCACCAGGAGAUCAGCAGCUUCUACACCCGGGAGAAGCUGGUGGCCAUGCUGAGAGUCACGGACCCGUACCACGACCUGGUCAAGGAGGAGCUCAACAUCAUCCAAGGGGCCCUGGAGCUGAGGACCAAGACGGUGGAGGACGUCCUCACCCCCUUGUCCGACUGCUACAUGCUGGGCUCGGACGCCGUGUUGGACUUCGGCACCAUGUCCGACGUGAUGCAGAGCGGCUUCACCAGGAUCCCGGUCUACGAGAACGAGCGGUCCAACAUCGUGGACAUCCUGUUCGUGAAGGACCUGGCCUUCGUGGACCCGGACGACUGCACCCCCCUGAAGACCAUCACGGAGUUCUACAAGCAUCCCAUGCACUGCGUCUUCCACGACACCAAGCUGGAUGUGAUGCUGGAGGAAUUCAAGCGAGGCAAGUCGCACCUGGCUGUGGUGCAGAGGGUCAACAAUGAGGGCGAGGGAGACCCCUUCUACGAGGUGAUGGGCAUCGUCACUCUGGAGGACGUCAUAGAGGAGAUCAUCAAGUCGGAAAUCGUGGACGAGACGGAUCUGUACACCGACAAUCGGACCAAAAGGCGAGUGUCUCACCACGAGAGGAAACAGGACUUUUCCAUCUUCAAAGUGGCAGAAAACGAGCUGAAUGUGAAGAUCUCGCCCCAGCUGCUGCUGGCGACGCUUCGCUUCCUGGCCACAGAGGUGGAGCCGUUCAGGCGGUGUCACCUGUCUGAGAAGAUCCUGCUCCGCCUCAUCAAGCAUCCCAGUGUGGUGCAAGAACUCAAGUUCAACCCCAAGAACAAACACGCAGCGCAACACUACCUCUUCCAGAGGAACAAACCUGUCGACUACUUCGUCCUCAUCCUGCAGGGACGAGUGGAGGUAGAAAUCGGAAAGGAGGCCCUCCGCUUUGAAAAUGGAGCAUUUUCCUACUACGGCAUGCCAGCACUCAUCCCACCCCUGCCAGUCGGUCAGAGGUAUUUUUCUCGCAGCAGUGGUCUGAACCAAUCAGAGUCGCUGUUGAGCGGCGGCAGCGUGGGUCAGCUUUCAACAGGAGGGUUCUACCUACCCGACUACUCGGUCCGACAGCUUACAGACCUGCAGGUUAUCAAGAUAUUGAGACCCCACUACCAGAACGCCCUGGCAGCCACGAGAAUGGACAGCUCCCCUCAGACACCGGACCCAGUGGAUGGAGACGCGAAAGGGAGGCCGCCCAUCCCUGAGGCCCGCUCACACAGCAUCGCCCUCUCCCUCACCAACCCACACACCCGCCUGGGGCUGGCACGCCUUGCACAGCUCCAUCCCCACGCGGGCCUGAGACACACCUCACAUCGUAAUGAAAGAAAUCGGAUUGUUCGAAGCAAAUCGGACGGCCAGAGGAGUCCCAACGACACAGUGUUCCUUCGCAUGGAUGACAUUCCCUACAUCCAAGAAGAUCGACCAGAGAAUUAUGGAGAAAAUGAUGUGCCUACGGACUCUCAGCCAUCCACCUCUCCUUACGUCAGCUCUCGCUCGCUCUCCAGCUCGGAGGAGAACAUCGGAAAGAAGCUUUUGCGUAAACUGAGUAACAAAAGGAGGAAAUGGAGUCGAGAUGGAGAGAAGAGUUUGGAGGAAGGAGUGGAGCACCCACCGGCGACAAGCUAGCACAGUAAUGACACACCUCUUCCUUCCCAUCUCAUUGUAACGACUCCCUGGAUGUCCCACACCUCCCUGCAGGAGACGGAGCCUUUACCAUGUAGUGUACUCAGGUCCCGACUGUUCCAGAUCUGCCUCCCUUAGCACCUUCUGUGAUAGCAGAUUGGAAAAAGGAACUAAAAAGGUGGGAAAUAGCACAGUAUUGGAAUAAUCAGCCUUACACUGGGAAACUGAACUACAGCCUCCAAUAGAAGCAAUAAAACACCAGCGAAACAUUAGUAUAACUUAUAUAAUUAUAGCCCUUUUCACACAGAUCCUGAAAACAAGUUGCCUUUUACACAGAACUCAGCAACGUUGCCCUUGUGACAGCGCCAACGUGGAAUGGAAGAGUUGGAAUUGUCAACCUACACUGCAAAUUAUUUGCCACUUGUCAAGAUUUCCAAUUGUGUUUCUAGAAAUGUCCCUAGUUUUAGGAGCUAUUUACUUAUUUUAAGUCAUUAACCUUACAGCAGGGGUGUCAAACUCCCAGUUUUCGUCAUCAUUGUUCAAAUAUUGUAACGUCUGUCGAGACGCUUUGACGACAUGAAUUCCAUCCAUCACUUUACUGAGCAAAACUCUUUAUUGUCGGCCAUAAACACAUCACCAAAACAUUAGUAAAAAAAAUGAUAUCUAGCAAAACCGGUCAUUUUCUGCAGUACAAACCAAACCAAAAGCAACUUUGUUAUAUCAACAGCAGCCGCUCGCUCUUUCUCACUUGCGCCAACACAUGCACAUAUGGCACUUAGCCAGUGAUGCGUUUACAGCCACACACAAAGUCGGACAACUCCAACACCACACAUAAAGUGUCAUUCCAGGUCGUUACACUAUGAUUUACCAAUCAAAUGUGUGCUUAUACUAGUGUCAUUUAUUAGGAAUCUUAAUUUAUAAAUAUUAAUCAUGAAAUGCUGUUAGUAUAUUAAAAAAAUACUAAUAAAAAUAUAUUUUUUACAAACAGGAAGUUGCAGGAAUGUACACAUGAUCCCCUGCUUACAUCUCAUUGUGAAACAUGUGAAUGUUUUAAUGGGAACUAAAUGCAAUGUCUGAAAGGAGUACAAAUUAUUUCCAAAGCAGGACCUCCACCCAGACAAACAAUACAAGUACACAGUUCAUGAAAAACAAUAUUUGUUGUUAUUGUCAUUGUAAGUGGGCCUAAACUCUUUUAUUAGAAAAUAACCUCAUGAGAAUGACUGUUGUCAUUUGAUUAUAAUGAUAAGAGAAUGUUGUCUGUCUAUCUGUGUUGGCCCUGCGAUGAGGUGGGGACUUGUCCAGGGUGUACACCGCCUUCCGCCCGAAUGCAGCUGAGAUAGGCUCCAGCACCCCCCGCCGCCCCUAAAGGGACAAGCGGUAGAAAAUGGAUGGAUGGAUGGAGUUUGAACAUGCAAACUCCACACAGAAAGACCCAGAACCCCGGGAUCGCACACAGAACCUUCUUAUUGUCCAAUCCAAUCCAAUUCAUUGUGAGAAACUAGCACUUGUGGGGCAGCACGGUGAUACAGGGGUUGGUGCGUGUGCCUCACAAUACAAAGGCCCUGGGUUCGAUCCUGGGCUCGGGAUCUUUCUGUGUGGAGUUUGCAUGUUCUCCCCGUGACUGCGUGGGUUCCCUCCAGGUACUCCGGCUUCCUCCAACCUCCAAAGACAUGCACCUGGGGAUAGGUUGAUUGGCAACGCUAAAUCGGCCCUCGUGUGUGAAUGUGAGUGUGAAUGUUGUCUGUCUAUCUGUGUUGGCCCUGCGAUGAGGUGGCGACUUGUCCAGCUGAGAUAGGCUCCAGCACCCCCCGCAACCCCGAACGGGACAAGCCGUAGAAAAUGGAUGGAUGGAUAUUCUGUUUGUGGCCCUCGCUGGAAAAAAGUUUGGACACCCUGGUUUCGCUUCUUAAAAGCGCUCACACUUCUGCUUUUGCUCAGUUGCGCGUAAAAAGUGAAAAGAGGGCGAGGGCGUACUGCUGGAGCUCCCGCUAUUUUGCAGCGUCCUUGUAAUAGCGGUGUUCCUUCUGUGUGAAAUGCACAACCAAAUAAAUGCAGGAUGCAGCAAAUUCACAGGAUUUCUGUGUGAAAGGGGCUGGUAUACAGAACACGUAAUUAAUAAUAAAUAAAUAGCAUUACAUCCUAUAUAUAUUUAGUGAGCAGUGUAAAAGGUGCUAGUCUUCUUCAUCUCUGUCAGAGCAUGUUCUCGAGACGGAUAUUGUCCCGAAAAGUUGGUGAAUAUUUGUAGAAAAUGUACAUAUUUCACAUUUGUUUUCUGCAGUUAUUUUUGAAAUGAUGGCAUUUUAUAGCAUGUUCUUGGGAAAAAAAUGUAGUAUUCUUAUAGUCUCUCCGUUAGAUUGUCAGUGGAGAUGUGACAAACAAUUUAGGAUUCCAUUCAAAAGUGAUUUUCGUAAUUAUUUGGUAUAAAAAAUGUAAUAAAACCUUUCCAAAACAGAUUACAUGUAAAAAAAAAAAAAUAAAUAAAAAAGAAUAAAUCAGCGAGCAAGCACGGAAAUGACCUAAAAAACGCUUUAAUUUUUUUUAUUUAGAUUCUUGAAAAUUAUGAAUUGAUUCAGAAUCUUAAUAAAAAAAUAUAUUUUGAUAUAAAAAAAAAUUCAGCACGCCUAUAUACCGGUGCUCAAAACUUUGCACGAUGUCCUACUAGAUCAUGAGAACAUGUUGACAGUAUGCAUGAGGUCAAUGCAGCAAAUCCAAUGACAUUAUGGAUUUAUUAGGAGGCAGUUUUGCACAGCUGCCAAACCCUCGCCAUCAUGGUGCCAUAAACUGCCAACGUGAAGAUUACUGCCAUACUAUUAUUGGACACACAUUCUACAGAUUUUUAAAAAGAAGAGCCAUAUUGUCUUGAACUUGAACGACAACUAAUUGUAACUCCCACAGCCUUUAAAAGGGGUUUGCACAAUUUUCAACAUGUGUAAGGCAUAUAUCUCAUUUUUUAUAUUACCAAAUAGGCAAUGAAAAAGAGCAAUAUAUAUGUACAGUAUAUAUCAGGGGUCACCAACGCGGUGCCCGCGGGCACCAGGUAGCCCGUAAGGACCAGAUGAGUAGCCCGCUGGCCUGUUCUAAAAAUAGCUCAAAUAGCAGCACUUACCAGUGAGCUGCCUCUAUUUUUUAAAUGUUAUUUAUUUACUAGCAAGCUGGUCUCGCUUUGCUCAACAUUUUUAAUUCUAAGAGGGACAAAACUGAAAUAGAAUUUGAAAAUCCAAGAAAAUAUUUUAAAGACUUGGUCUUCACUUGUUUAAAUAAAUUCAUUAAUUUUUUUACUUUGCUUCUUAUAACAUUCAGAAAGACAAUUUUAGAGAAAACAUACAACCUUAAAAAUGAUUUUAGGACUUUUAAACACAUAUACCUUUUUACCUUUUAAAUUCCUUCCUCUUCUUUCCUGACAAUUUAAAUCAAUGUUCAAGUAAAUGUAUUGUUUUUAUUGUAAAGAAUAAUACAUUAAUUUUAAUUUAAUUCUUCAUUUUAGCUUCUGUUUUUUUGACGAAGAAUAUUUGUGAAAUAUUUCUUCAAACUUAUUAUGAUUCAAAUUCAAAAAAAUUAUUCUGGCAAAUCUACAAAAUCUGUAGAAUCAAAUUUAAAUCUUGUUUCAAAGUCUUUUGAAUUUCUUUUAAAAAUAUUGUUCUGGAAAAUCUAGAAGAAAUAAUGAUGUUUUUGUUAGAAAUAUA
Entelurus aequoreus (snake pipefish) is the source of this 6302-nucleotide messenger RNA. RefSeq names its product metal transporter CNNM1. Gene Ontology annotation, biological process: magnesium ion homeostasis; transport. The transcript is spliced from 10 exons. The record is from RefSeq and is a predicted model, not a curated record. Gene Ontology annotation, cellular component: plasma membrane. Lineage: Eukaryota; Metazoa; Chordata; Actinopteri; Syngnathiformes; Syngnathidae. Gene Ontology annotation, molecular function: transmembrane transporter activity. The coding region runs from base 1 to 2622 and encodes 873 amino acids.